CCUAGUCUUCUACUGUACGCAUUAAGUGUUGAUAUGAGCGCGUUUUCAUUUAGUACAUUUCUAUUCAUAAAGCUGUAAAUAACGAAUAGAAUUUUUGAUUAAAAACAGGUGUUUCUCAAUUAUGACAGGCGUGUUAGUGUCACAGUAUCGGUUUGAGCUACGAAAUGCAAUUAUGGUUCGUGAUUUUGUGUUUAUUAGGCCGCGUUGCUGCAGAAGAUUUUCCCUCCCUCAUAACUUCAAAUGCAUCCAUAGCUGUAGUUCUGGAUCACCAGUUCCUCAAGGAUCAGUACCAGGCUAUAACGGACGAGUUGAAGGAUUACAUCAAAGAACUAGCACGGGUUAAGCUUAAGCAUGGUGGAGUAAUUGUGCAUUAUUACUCUUGGACUGCCAUCAAUCUGAAAAAAGGUUUCCUUGCGGUAUUUAGCGUCACUUCAUGCGAAGACACUUGGUCAUUAUUUAAGCGAGUUCAAGAUGAACAAAUGCUUUUUUUUGCUCUAACCGAAGUAGAUUGCCCGCGGCUCCCAUCCAAUGUUGCUAUCACUGUCACGUCUUCUGAUCCCGGUGAAGAACUUCCCCAAAUCGUUCUUGAUCUUCGCACUGAAAAGGCGUUUAAUUGGAAAUCCGCUAUUAUUCUCCAUGACAAUACUUUAAGUCGAGAUAUGAUAUCUCGAGUGGUCCAAUCCAUGACAUCGCAAAUAGACGGUAAACCUUCCAUCUCUGUCACCUUAUUAAAAAUGAGACAUGAGACCAACGAGUAUUUAAGAAGGAAAGAGAUUUAUAGAGUAUUAUCCAAACUCCCAGUUAAAUAUAUAGGUGAAAAUUUCAUAGUCAUAGUAACGACAGACACUAUGACAACAAUGGCUGAAGCUGCGCGCGAUCUUCACAUGUCACACACUCUUGCGCAGUGGCUAUAUAUCGUAUCAGACACAAAUAGACGGAAUGGCAAUCUAUCCACAUUGAUCAACGAAUUGUUUGAAGGAGAAAAUAUUGCUUACAUUUAUAAUAGAACCGAUGACGGGACACACUGUCAGAAUGGACUUCUAUGUUACUGCAAGGAAUUGAUGGAUGCGUUCAUAUUAGCUUUGGAUGCUGCAGUACAGGAGGAGUUUGACGUUGCAGCACAGGUUUCAGAUGAAGAGUGGGAAGCCAUUCGGCCUGAUAGACUGCAGCGGAGAGACAUGUUAUUAAGACAUAUGCAGCAACAUAUAACAGCGCAUAGCAAGUGCGGCAACUGUACUACUUGGCAAGCACUUGCAGCUGACACUUGGGGUGCGACAUACAGAAGCACUGAUUUGACCAGCAACAAAGAUGAUGAUAAUGUGACUACUGUUAUUGAAAACGUCGACUUGCUUCAGGUUGCGUUUUGGCGCCCAAUAGAUGGAUUUAUGUUUGAGGAUGCAUUGUUUCCGCAUAUACAACAUGGUUUCCGUGGCAAAGAAUUGUCUAUAUUGACCUACCAUAAUCCGCCAUGGACGAUAUUGGUGACAAAUGCAUCGGGGGCUGUCGUAAAUUAUGGAGGUCUAUUAUUCGAUAUUAUUGGACAAUUUGCUAAAAGUAAAAAUUUCACAAUCCGUAUCGUCCUACCAGGGCAUGUGAAAGAGGAAUCUUCGAAUGAAACAUCUACAGAUAUGAUGCACAGUACAAGUGCAAGGUUGACCUUAUCAGCAGUCGCGAAGGGAAAAGUAGCUUUCGCCGCUGCAGCUUUCUCAAUCUUAUCUGAUCCUCCACCAGGUAUAAACUACACAAUUCCUGUGAGUAUUCAGCCGUACGCUUUCAUGAUAGCACGUCCUCGAGAACUUAGCAGAGCGUUAUUAUUUUUAUUACCAUUUACAACCGAUACAUGGCUUUGUUUAGGAUUUGCAGUGAUUUUUAUGGGGCCAACAUUAUUCAUAAUACAUAGAAUAAGCCCUUUUUACGAUGCUGAGGAUAUCACAAGAGAAGGAGGAUUAUCGACUAUACAUAAUUGUUUGUGGUAUGUUUACGGGGCUUUAUUGCAACAAGGUGGAAUGUACCUCCCACGAGCAGAUAGUGGUAGACUAGUAGUUGGUACUUGGUGGAUAGUGGUAUUAGUGGUUGUUACAACGUACUCUGGGAAUCUUGUCGCAUUUCUAACCUUCCCUAAACUGGAAAUUCCUGUGACUACUGUCAGUGAACUGUUACUGAAUAGAGCAACUUAUACAUGGUCAAUUAAUAAGGGAUCUUAUUUAGAACGUGAAUUAAAGAACUCAGAUGAUCCAAAAUAUGUGUCUCUACUAAAAGGUGCUGAGCUGACGAGUUCACUGACCGCAAUGGAAGCGAACAAUAUGGCUGGGGCAAAUUUACUUAACCGGGUCAGAAAGGAGCGUCACGUGAUGGUGGAUUGGAAGUUGAGAUUAAAUUAUAUAAUGCGAGCCGACACUGUGGCCACGGACUCUUGUGAUUUUGUUUUAGGUUUUGAAGAGUUUAUGGAGGAAAGAAUCGCCUUAAUCGUACCUGGUGCUAGUCCAUACCUGCCUGUUAUUAAUAAAGAAAUUAAUCGCAUGCAAAAAGCAGGGCUCAUAUCAAAAUGGUUGAGCGCUUAUUUACCAAAGCGUGACCGGUGUUGGCAGAGCUCCACUAUGACUUGGGAAGUGAAUAACCAUACUGUCAACCUCAGUGACAUGCAGGGCUCAUUCUUUGUUCUGUUUCUAGGCGUUCUUUCAGCUACAACAGUUUUGUUGACCGAAUGGUGUUGGAAUAGAAGAAAAAAGAAGAUCGAGCAAGUGGUCAUUCAGCCUUACUUGAAUUAAAAAAAUGUAAUAGAAGAGACAUACUAAAUAUAUAAUAAGUUUCAAUUCAUCGUAAGUGAAAGGGCAAUAAAUUUCAUGUUUCGUGUAUUUUAUUGCCAGUAAUCGUAUUUUCCCAUAUAUUAAAUUUUACCUAUUUACUAAGUAGCAGUAGCAAAUAGAAAUUGAAAAAGUAUAGUUGUUGUUUUAUUAUAAAAAAUUCAGCUAUAAGAUUUAAAAAAUAAAGCAAUCAACGUAUUCAAAAGGCCGUUUUUUGCGUAAACUCAGCAGAGAAACCUUAGCGUGCAAAUCAGCACGUGCGCAUAUUUCUUGUCUUGUCUUGGAUACAUUUUCAAUAAUAUUCUGACUGACUUAACAAUAUUUUAACUUCGUAGUAAUACUUAUACUACAAGUUUUGUGUGAUUAUUAUAUCUCAUAAUACGAGCUAAAUAUUUCGAAAAUUGCUACAGUAACCACAGUAUUAAUAGUAGUUCCACAACUGAGCGUUUCUUAAGGCAAUUUUGGCCGCGCCCCACUAAAGGUCCUUCAAGAAAAGAGCAUAUUAAAAAAGGCCUGCAGCGCGCUUGCGAGCCUUUUGGCAGUGCGAGCCUCCAUUGGCGGGGUUUCAUAUCGGGGUAUGGUGAACCUCCUGCCCGUUUCCCUCGUGUAACAUAAUAAAAAAAAAGUUGUUCGCUUCAAUUUAUACAAAUUAAAUUAUGUGUAACUUGUCACAUAUGUUUUGGUCAAUAAUUACGAAAUUCGAUGAAAUGAAAGAAAAGGAUUAAAUAAGAACUGGAAAAAUCCGCCUAAUUGAAUAAAUUAUGCGGAUGACGCGUAGCUAUACAAGUUGUACGAGUUGAGGUGACGUCGUCCAACGAGUCCCAAGCUGGUUUACAUUUAAAGCUCUCUACAUCCUCUCAGACAGUCAGUUUUAAUUCGGUCCCCGUGUUCAUCGGCAAAAUUUUCUAUUCGGCGUGUAAUUUUUUAUAUUUUUUCCAAUAACUUGGGUGCUAAUGACAAAAUCGAAGAGAAAAUUCGCGAUUACCGAUAAAUUUCUUCCCAGACUCGCUAAAAACCUGUGCACCCGAAAAGGCAGCCGUCGGGCUAAUACCGGAAACCGUCUAGAACACGCAGUGCUUACCCACAUUCAGCACGUACCGUAGACAAGCAGCCCCAGCCGUCCUUCAUCCAUCAUCUAUCAUCUCAUUAAACACGAUGGCCCGUGGAGACGAAUGCAAAAUAGCCACCAAGACUUCCUUUGUCAAACAAUUUGAAUUCCCCACACCAAUGAUGAAACCAAUCGUUGAUAAACCUCAGCCAAAAAAACAAGAGCAAAAGAACUACGGCGCUUGGGGCUCCACGUUUAAGGACAAGAAAACGUUCACGGACAUGCACUUCUGCUAAUUUUAUCAUUUUAUCAACACUAUCGCUUACAGUUAAUCGUCAUUAAACCUCAUCUAGUUGUAAAGCUCCAACCAAAAUUAUUUGUAUCAGAUCGGCUAAUAAAUGUUGGAUAAGUGUUUGUGGCGUUUAGCAUUUCUUCUUCGUAUUUACUCACAUCUAUUCUUCGUAUUUAAUCACGUCUCGCGUACUAAUCUCAUGUAUCUCAUUAUAAUAGAUUAAACAGCAUCAUUAUCA
Pieris napi is the source of this 4382-nucleotide messenger RNA. It is a transcript of the gene Ir93a, whose product is annotated as ionotropic receptor 93a. Gene Ontology annotation, molecular function: signaling receptor activity; ligand-gated monoatomic ion channel activity. Lineage: Eukaryota; Metazoa; Arthropoda; Insecta; Lepidoptera; Pieridae. The record is from RefSeq and is a predicted model, not a curated record. Gene Ontology annotation, cellular component: membrane. The transcript has 21 exons. Bases 165 to 2768 code for a protein of 867 amino acids. Gene Ontology annotation, biological process: monoatomic ion transport.